AUGAGUGCAGUGGCCACGACUGGGGCCGCGGCACGCGUCCGGCCGCCGCCCGCGCUGGGCGCAACGCCCCCGCAGCCGGCGCGACGCCCUCUCUGCGAACGCCGGCGUAAACAAAGGCGCUCCGCGACUCGCGUGGGCGGCGGAGGAGAAGGCGUGCGGUGUCGUCUGCUGUCCGCGGAGUUCCUGUACGUGGUGACCAGUCGCCGGAGGCGUAGUACUUCUGUGUAUGACGAAUUGGUUUCGCAUUUCGCCCCUUCACCACCUCCACUACCUCCACCACCUCCACCACCUCCUCCACCACCACCACCACCACCACCACCUCCAGCACCACCACCACCUUCACCACCACCACAUUCACCACCACCACCACCACCUCCACUACCACCACCUCCAUCACCACCGCCCAUAUUGGGGCAGCUGGGAUUACCUGGUUCUUGCGACCCCUGGAAGAGCAUCUUUCUCCCUUCGGAGCAGGGCGUUUGUGCCUGGAGAGAGCCCAGCCGUGGCGUGGCGUGCAGCUGCAAGCACGGCCAGAGCCGGGCUGCAGCCGUGAACGGCCUUGAACCAGUUCCGCCCACCGGUCCCGCUACACUCGCUUGGCUCCGGUUGCCAUGGCGGGCCGCGCUCGCCGCCUGCCUGCCUGCCACCGACUGCUCCUACUCCUAG
Molecule: messenger RNA, 666 nt
Organism: Schistocerca gregaria
Lineage: Eukaryota; Metazoa; Arthropoda; Insecta; Orthoptera; Acrididae
Exons: 3
Coding region: 1-666 (221 amino acids)
Source: RefSeq, a predicted model, not a curated record